Molecule: messenger RNA, 1597 nt
Organism: Lingula anatina
Lineage: Eukaryota; Metazoa; Brachiopoda; Lingulata; Lingulida; Lingulidae
Product: aquaporin-5
Biological process (GO): water transport; transmembrane transport
Cellular component (GO): plasma membrane
Molecular function (GO): water channel activity
Source: RefSeq, a predicted model, not a curated record
CUAAAAUGUGGAACAUUACAAGGGUGCUUUGCUCGAAAACUAUUGACGAACAGCAAACAUUGCGUUCAUAAGGGUUUAAUCGCUAAUAAGUAAUGCUGAAACAGCAUUAGUGGGAAAAAGUGACAUUUGUUGACCUGGUCGUCGUCAAUUUAUGAAGAAAAAGAUAUUCGUUUGUAGGCAGUGACUUCGGAGAAAUUGAAACUUACGUCGGUUCAAGAUUGUGACAUAACAGAGUUUGAACAGGUGUAUCUCGACCGAAGGAGGCUACAACGUUUCACAAAGACAGUAAGAAAAGAGACACUUUUUUAAAAUAGUUUGACUAACUGAAAAAACGAAAAAAACGACAAAAAAGUUUCACCGCACGAGAAAUUCACAAAUACCGAACCCCCCAAGAAAUCUGUAAUAAUCUUUGACAACCAUGUCCGGAUCCAUGGCAACCGUGACCAGCGCGGAAGAUGUCCGUUCUCUUGGACUCUACAGGGCGAUGUUCGCGGAAUUCCUGGGGACCCUGUUCCUUGUGCUGGUAUCGUGCGGCUCAGCCACAAACGUCAACAACAUGCAAAGCCUCGCCACAAUUUCACUGUGCUUUGGUUUCAGCGUGGCCACCAUCGUAUGGGCCAUCGCCAACGUCAGCGGCGGCCACAUCAACCCGGCCGUCACCAUCGGGUUUCUUGUGACCCGUAAAAUCACCAUUGUUAGGGGUAUUUUCUACUUUGUGAGCCAGAUGGUGGGAGGGAUCGCUGGGGCGGCAAUUCUGAAGGGUCUGACACCAACAGCGUACCAAGCCGCCCUUGGAACCUCCCAGCUAGCUUCUGGCGUCACAGCAGAGCAGGGUUUUGGUAUUGAGUUCAUGGCGACCUUCAUGUUGGUCUUCACUGUGUUUGCCACAUGCGACUCCCACAGAAAGGACCUGAAUGGUUCCGGACCGCUGGCAAUCGGACUGUCCGUCGCCAUGGGUCAUCUGUGGGCGGUCCCAUACACAGGCGCCGGCAUGAACACUGCCCGCAGUUUCGGUCCGGCAGUACUGUAUGUGUCCACAGUAUGGGAGAACCACUGGGUCUACUGGCUUGGUCAGUUACUAGCUGGGGUGGUGGCUGCUCUACUCUACGACUUGCUUUUCGCUGCCGACGCCUCAGUUGACAAACUUAAGACCUAUAAGCAAAUCAACUGUCGCCGAAGUUCAAGUGUGUCAGUCACCAAGAUGCAAACACAGCCCGAGUAAAUGCGCUGCCAUUCGCGUGACAGUUACCCAGAAAGACACCAGACAAGGAGAUAAUUGGGAACUAGUCCUGUUAUCGUCAGUAUUUCUGUAACUUUUAAAACCAGUGUGACAGGAAUGGUAACUGGCUUUAGGGUGUUGUAGUGGACCACGGGGUGCGCUAGUAAUGUGAUACAAAAUUAAUAUAUGUCUUAUACUUGAAUUUUGCAUACUGUUUAAGAAGCCCUUGAUAUCAUAGGUAGUAGUCUCAAAUAUUUUCAAGAGGUCAUCAUUAUAUAAUCGAGAUUUCCUUGUAUCAAGGGAGUAUUAAUUAUUAGUGCUCUUUUCGUUUGUGUUUACUCCUUGAAACGGAUUUUAACAAGUGAUUUUUCCAACAGA